This is a messenger RNA of Petromyzon marinus (sea lamprey), 9242 nucleotides long. RefSeq names its product trinucleotide repeat-containing gene 6C protein-like. The record is from RefSeq and is a predicted model, not a curated record. NCBI's taxonomy places the organism in Eukaryota, Metazoa, Chordata, Hyperoartia, Petromyzontiformes, Petromyzontidae. Gene Ontology annotation, biological process: positive regulation of nuclear-transcribed mRNA poly(A) tail shortening; miRNA-mediated post-transcriptional gene silencing. Gene Ontology annotation, cellular component: nucleoplasm; P-body. Gene Ontology annotation, molecular function: protein binding; nucleic acid binding.
CACGACAUAAGCCACUUCGUUGAGCUGUCAUUUGUGGCCAGGUCGCUGCUGAAAAAGAGCGAUAUAGCUCAGUGGAUCUAGUAAAAUAAAAAAUCGUGACAAUUGCAAUGUAUGAACACUCAAUCCACUGAAAACAUCAUUAUAUUAGAGGACCGCAGAGCUUGGGUAAUCAUUGGUAGCGUCGGCUCGCCACCUGGCUGCUUCCAUCUCGCUUGUCCGUGGCUUGUCAACUUUUGUGAAAGAUGCAAUGUGUAUGGAGGUCAGCGCGAUUACAGUAUAUGAAACCGAAACAUGAAUAUUAAAUGUGAAAAACACUUUCACGCAGUGUCCGGUAAAGAUUGUGAAGGCUUGUUGAAGACCCAAUUGGGAUGACAUUUUUUAAUGUGGUGUAGAUGCCAUAUCAGUUUGGUGGGCUCAUGUGUGAGGGGCAAUCAGCAGCUGAGAGGAUUAAUUGGCCUUAAUUUAACCAGGUGUGAGCCCACUGGGAUUUAUUACCUCUUUUCCAGGGUGAUGAGGGACGCUGUUGCCAGCUUACUAAGUUCGGCACAAUUUAAAUAACGUCAAUUUCCAAAUUAUCAGCCCAUAAUGGCCUUGCUCAUGAAAAUGAUGAUUGCAUAUAGUCAUUUAGCAUCCAUCGACAAUUUAACAGAGUUCAAAGUGGGAUUUGUGAAGUGACUAAAUACGAUGGAAUGCGUCUCGAGGCCUUUGCAUGAAGUCACUCGCACGCAACCUCUCGUCACCGAUCAUGAUCGUAAAAAUAAUAAUAAUGUACCUAGGAAAUUAUAAUUGAGUCUCAAUACUAUUUUCAGGAGGGUCCUAUCACAUUGAGGUCUAUUGGCAAUUGCUUAAUCGCUUAAGUAUCUGGAAUAGUCAACACUCAAUCCAUACAGAUAGGUCCGCAAUACAUUUGCGGUACUGCCACCACCUGGUCACCUGGCAGCCGAGCAGCAGGGGGGGGGUCUCAUCACACGGUGAUCCCUGUGUAAUCCACCAACCCUCAUCUCCCGAGGGCUGGAUCCCAGGCGUGCUCCACCAUACCCGCCUAUUGUCUUUCCCUUCUCUUCUGUCAGUCAUCCCAUGCUGGUUGAUAAUGAGGUUGCUCGAACUUAUUCCGCUCCUUUUCUCCGGUCAUGGCGAUCACUUUGGUCUCUGUUAAGUCCUCCAUUAAUCCGGCUCUUGUGUGGACAUCAUCUCCUUGCUGCUUGCAUGUGGCAGUUCAAGGCCAUUGAUGAUGGCCAUCAUCUCUUGGUCUCCAUCCUUUGCACCAAAGUUUCCCUGCUGUGUAAGCUUUUAUAUGUCUUAUUUCUUAUACACCCACCUUUAACUCGAUAUAAAUUGGUCACGCGUCGGAGGGAAAUCUUCACUAAAAAAAACACGGGGCAGUGUUCGCCUCCACUACCAGCCCCCAAUGUCACAAAACUGUGAAAUGGAAAAACCGGACACCAGGGCACCAGGAACCUCCAUCUUCACGGCGCUUCCUCCGUCUGCGAUUCCGUCGGACCGGCUCCCACCUCACCCCUCCGUGUGCAGGUUGCCACCAUCACUGGCGUUGGAGGCCACCCGCUAGGAUGGGAGCAAGCGGCUCUAGUGGUGCCCAGGGCAGAGGAAUGGCCGGGGCGUGGCAGCAGGAAUGAUAGUGGAGUGGCGGCAGGAAUGAUCGCGCUGGCCAGCAAACAAGAAAUGUCGGUGCAUUCCUUGUGAAAAAGAGACUUUGUGGCCCCGGGUGGCGCUUGGUAUCCCAACUAACUUUUACCAUGGCCACAGAGCCAGACCGCUCACCGUUUGCAGGAUUGGGCUGCUCGCUACGCCGGCCUGGUGUUGUGCAGCGACUGCGUUGCUGUGUCCAGCUGGGAGCAGCAGUUGUAAAUAGAGCGAGUUCAGAUCUCCUCCAUCCCUCCUGAGGUUUGUAAAAUGAAUACAAUUUAACGGCGAAGUCACCAUUGGCUGUCCUGUGUGAAUCGACUCGCGUCUCCACAAUAGGAAUUUCCAGCACUGGCUCUGGGCUAUGAACUAGAGAUGAGCACCGCCCUACGCUGGUUUGAGCAGGAAAUCGCUUGAACUCCGAGACCGCUCCCAGAAUUUGCAAGCGUGUUGUCCACUGUGAAUCGUGCGUUAGAGGGUCCUAUGAAGUCGUUCGCAAGAGUAGGCCUCUUGCGUGUCACUCUGCAAGUCCGAUAUGACCGGAAAAAUCCUGUAAAUGAUGAUGUUUUCUCUUCCUCAUGAUGUUUAUGCUGUCCCACCUGAUGUCCUUACCCUGGCGGUCUGAGAUCACAACCUCCUGUAGUAAAACAUAAAUAAACGCCGACGAUACCGUUGCUGCACCGGCUCUCAUCUCAAGAGCAGGUCCUUGACCUCUGGCAAGAUCUAACCACCUCCUACAACGCGAUCCCAUGACACGGGGACGGAGCGCGACGAGCAGUUGAUGGAAGAAAAGAAGAAAAAGAAACAGGAAGAGCGACACAGGAAGAAGGGCGGCUGCUUGCAAAGGGCAGCCGCAGGUGAGGAUGCACUGAGAGCAGUGACGGCCGGAGCCAGCGACCCUGAGCGAGGCCGCGACCCGGGGGUCGGGCGUGGCGAUGCCAAGGCGCCGUCUGGAGUCCCAGACAAGCAGCCGAGAGCGGCGCUGGCAGGGGGUGGCGAGGGGACAGGAGGAGGGCAGCGUGACUGGGCGCCGUCCGACUCCGCUGCUGCACUGCCUGCUGCAGCGGCACAAGAACGCGGAGCGGACCGCGGCGUGACACCGGUGCCACAGGCCCGGGACGCUGUUGGGCAGGCCGCGGGCAGCGACGAAGAACGGCGAGGGGCGUCCUGUGAAGCCCGAGUGGCCAGGCUCCCUCUUCACAAAGGAACAGCGAUGGCUCCAAUCCGAGACGCAGGAUCCCAUUCGUCAACCCAGGCUGGGCUGAGCCAGGGUAGCGGCGGCUCCCAGCGCGAGGGCUCGCCUCCGUGGGGGUCCCCGUCCUCCCUGUCAUCCCAGGGGGAGGGGGAGCCCAGCCUGCGCACCGUCUGGGAGUCUGUGAUCGUGGACGGCUCGGACCGCGAGGCCUGGCCGGCCCUCUCUCCCCAAGACGCGGCGGCUCCCGGAGACGGCAAGCAGCAGCCGGUUCCGGCCGACACCACAACAGCUGUUACCACGACUUCUACAGCGUCGGCGACAGUGACCUCGGAGCGCGUCGCCAUGGAGCGGCGCAGUGACACGGGCCACUGGGAUGCAUGGGAUUCCGCCAAUGCCGGUCCCUCUGACCCUGCCAUGUGGACUGCCCCCACUGGGUUCAGUAGUCGCCACGGCUACAGCCUCAAUGGACGCAAUGAGCACCGAGAGAAGGGCCGGCCAGAUGGGCCUGGGCGGCUCUUCUCUAGCGAUGCGUGGGAAAGGCCACAGGCUCGCGGCUUAGACGGCGUCGAGGGGCCUGGUCCAUCAUCGUGGCGCCCGGGCAGUGAGGCCGAGCUGAGCUCCGGCUGGGGGGCAACAGAAGCCAGCUCCGCCACCACCCCCUGGAGUCAGCAGCAGCAGAAACAGCCAUACAGCGCGACUGGACAGGGGGACGGCAGUGAUGAAGACGACGACGAUGAUGAUGAUAAUGGCAACGUGAAGCCAGAGGUGGAAGGGACGCAGGUAAAAGCGGAGGGUGCGGCUGCCGCCACAUGGCCUGGACAGGGCUGGGCUUCAGAGCCAUGCCCGGCCGGUACUGUGCAGGGCAAAGAUCCUGGCGAGGAAGUGGGGUCGGUGACGGCGGCGGAACAACCCUCCGAUGCGCUGGUGCCCUCCCGGGACUAUGACCCCCGCGUGCUCUCUAACCUGGGCUGGGGUCAGACCCCCGUGAAGCAGAACGCUGCUUGGGAAGCCGAGGAGCUGGAGAGGAGCCAACAGGACGCAGGCGGCUGGAAAAGCCCGGAUGAGGGCCCGUCAGGCCCUCUGGGACACGCUGGUGGGACCGGGGGUGGUUGGGAUGAGGGAGGCGGGAGCGGAAGGGGCCCUGCCUGGGAGGAGAGCAAUUGGCGGGGUGAGCGAGGUGAACGGGGUGGAUGGACGGGAGGAAAUGGCGGUGGUGGCCGUGGUGGCGGUGGUGGCUACCCUGGUGCGAGCAGUGGUGGUAGUAGCCGUGACAGCCCUAGUUGGGACUCGGAGUCUAAGACAGUCGCGGCGAGUGUCUACGGCGCCAGAGGCCGGCAGCAGCGGCCCGGCUGGGGUGCAUCUGGUCCCACCUCCGCUCCCUCUGGGAACUGGGCUCAGGACUGGGAGAACCGGCAAGGUGGCGGCAGUGGUGGUGGCGGCGGCGGCAGCGGUGUUUGGGAUGGAGGGGAAGACCGCGAGGUCCUGGGUGGCGGUGGAGGCGUCAUCCCCAGCGGCGUGGUGGGUAUGGGGAACAGUCCCUCCGGCCAGGGCUGGGGGGAGGUGGAGGGGGCCACCUGGAGGCCCCCCGGCAGCUGGGAGGAGUCACCGGCAGAUUCUCUACGACGCCGGCCUGCGGUGGACGAUGGGACGUCUGCUUGGGGUGACCCAGACGCUUACAACUAUAAGCCGGUGAACAUGUGGGGAGGCCGUGGGGAGGCCGGGCUGCCCGGUGGUGCCAAGCAGGACCCACAGCGGCGCUCGCCUAUUCCCGGCGCAGGACCCAGGAUGCGGCGUGAUGGUUGGGAAGGCCCAGGGGGUGGCCCCCGCGCCGGAGGUACCGGGGGGCCGCGAGGCUCGAGCUGGGACGAAGACGAGGCCGAGAUCGGCGUGUGGGGAGGUGGCAGUGAUGGUGGUGGCCAUGACCCGGGUUUCCACUACCAGGGUUCGUCGGGGUGGGGUGGCCGCAGAGCUCCUCCACACCGGGGUCCUCCGCGGGGCAUGAAUCGCCAUGACGAUGUGAGGAUGCAGAGACUCACUCGGCAACUCAUGGACAUGGGCUUCCCCCGAGACCCGGCAGAGGAAGCUCUCAAGACGAACAGCAUGAACCUAGAUAUGGCGCUGAGUGCGCUACUCGACCGGAAAGCCGAUGGUACUAAACGCGGCAGUGUUGACUUCAGCAAGUUUGGGCCGCGACACCCGCUGGCCAAGGAGGCUCCCCUCGAUCGCUCUGCCUUCUUCCCAGACAAGGGUUCUGGCUUGUUCGGUGGGGGGUGCAAUGUCCCCCCAUCCCGCGGAAUGGGCCACGGCCCUUCCCCUGCACAGCUGAGGGCUCAGGCGCCGCCCCCAUUUGUCAACCCGCAGGUGCCUGCAGCCCAACUCUUGCAGUACGCCAUGAAGAACAGCGGACUGAACCCCGCACUUCUGCCCCAGGUGACGCCGCAGACUCUCGCCUCGUUCAGCCAGCUCAACCAGCUGCAGCUCCAGGCGUAUCAGCAGCUGCUGCUGCAGCAGUGCCCGCGUCCUCCCGGUGCUGCCUUCCGCCACCAAGAGCAGCAGGUGUCGCGCAACAUCAGCGCCAUGCAGCAGCAGCAGAUUCAGCAGCGGCAGCUAGCGCAGCUCUUGGGCGGCCGUCCUCCUGGUCCUCCUCCAGGACCCGCUCACGGCCCCCCAGCCUCCUCCAAACCCCCACCCCCCCUGGAUGGCCUUUCUCCUACUUCUCUUCUCGACCCCUCAGCCUUUCCCAUGCACCCAGGAUCAGAAGGUCAAAGGUCUCCAGCGUUUCAGACGCCUCAUGGCCUACCCUUUAUACCCGGCAAUGUCAUGGGGGCUGGGCCGGGUCCGAUGGGGGGAGGCUCAGGGGUGAUGGGCGGUCCUGGGGUGAUGGGGGGAGGCAUGGGUGUGAUGCCGGGGGGAGGAGCUCCCUAUGGGCGGGGGCCCAGCCUUGGGUCACCUGGACGGCGGAAGAGCUGGAGACAGGGACAGCCACCAGGAGAUCGCAGGGCCUUCUCCUCCUCGCUGGGCGUGGGUGAUUUCGGCGGGCCGUUGCCAGGGGGGCCGGCAUCUGUGGCCGUGGGGAGCUCCCCGCGGGAUGGCAUGCAGCCCGGGCAGUCACGCCUACGCCGCUGGACCCUGCCUCACAGCCUGGACGGCUCUGGGGAUGGGGGUCCCUCCAUGGACCACGGCACUCCCUGCAAACAUGACUCUCCGCUGGAUGACUCUCCCUUUGACCCCUACGACCUCUCGCCCUGCCGGGAUAUGACAUCCGACCCCUCGGAGUGCUGGUCAAGCUCGAAGGCGCCUGGAGAGAAGGUGUCAAACGGAGCGAGCUCGGGGAGCUGGCCGCCCGAGUUCCACCCUGGGGAGCCCUGGAAGGGACUACAGAGCCCUGAGGAUAGCCUUGACCCCAGUGAUACCGGUGACCCCAGCACCCUGACCUCCAGCAGCCAGGCCGACCGCUGCAUGUUCCCAAGCGUCAGCUCCGUGGCUGUAACAGCUGGCGGUCCCCCUGCCUCGCCCCCGCUGCCCCCCACCGCCCUGCCUUGCUCGAGUGCCUGGUCCCUGGGUGGGGGCUCCGCCUCUCCCAGUGUGUACCGGCGUGCGGCCUACGGGGGCGGCGGGGGCUCCCCCUCCGACCUGAGCGCCACAGCCAAGCUCCAUGACAUCAAGUCAUCGUGGUCCACCCUAGGCCAGGCCCCGCCCUCGUUAACCUCUCACGACCCUUGGAAAGUCCCCAAAAGCUCAGCCCCUCCAACGCGACCCCCACCGGGACUGACCAAUCAGAAGCCCACUUCACCCUGGGGCGGACCAGGGAACCUGUGGGCCAAUGCCGAGUCAAGAACUUUGACCCCAGGAGGAGCCUGGGAUAACGAGGUAGGGUCAGCACCAGGGGGAGGCAGGAACAGUGCCUGGUUGGUGUUGCGCAACCUCACCCCACAGAUCGACGGCUCGACGCUGCAGACUCUGUGUAUGCAGCAUGGGCCGCUGUUGACCUUUCACCUCAACCUGCCGCAGGGCAGUGCCCACGUGCACUACAGCUCACGCCAGGAGGCCAGCAAGGCACAGAAGUCCCUGCACAUGUGCGUGCUGGGUAACACGACGAUCGUUGCGGAGUUGGCAAGCGAGGAGGAGGCGAGUCGCUACCUGGCCCAGUCCCCGAUAGUUCCCUCCAUGGGUCCCCCAUCAACCCCAUCGGGGUGGCCAACCGGCCCAGCUCAGCGUUCGGCUCUGGGGGCAGGGGUCACUGCAGUGCCGCCCCCCUUCAGCCGGACCAGCGGGGGUGGCGGUGGCAAUGGCAUUGUGGGUGGGAGCGGUGGGGGCGUGGGCCUCGGACGCUGGAACAGCGACAUGCCCCCUCCCUCCCCAUCCCUCUGGGGGACCCCGCACUAUGGGACGGACACCCUAUGGGGGGUGGGGGCCCCCAAGGUGGGGCAUGAGGAGCCACGGGGCAUCCCUGCCUCAUCCCCGCUGCUGCCUGGAGACCUGCUCGGUGGUGGAGACACCCACUAGAAUUCUCCCAAACCCAAGACCGUGCUGUUAAGUCUACACUACUUUUGUUAUUUUUAUUUCAAGUGUUUAUAUUUUAACUCGGGUUCCACAUUGAAGUGCAGUGAAAUGUGGAACACCGUACUUCACAUAGCGUGUACUGUAGGUAUACGUUCUCGUACGUUUUGUAGGUUCGUCCGAUAUGUUUUUUUUUUCAUUUUUGUUUUCCAAAAAACAUAUCGUCUUGAAUACUUGAAUCGUGCAAGCCAAUGCUGAAAUGUGAAAAAGGUAAAAAAAUGUUAAUGAUGACGUUGUACUCUCUUCCAAGAUGUCACUUCUCCUUCUCCCAUGAGAUGGAGGCAUUGGUACACGGCUGUGUGUUCGCCCCCCUGUCUGACGGGCGAGCCCACAGGGGCAGCCUGGGGACUCCCAGCUCCUUACUUUGCACUGAAUGCUGGUUGGGCUUUUUUCUCUCCUUACCAACGCAAUACGGGCGUCGUGCGUACGCAUUUGAAUGUUUACCGAAGGGGAUUGAUUCACCGUCGCUGGUGACACCUUUCACACAUCUCGGAGUGAAGAUGGUUGUGUGCGCGUGCGUGUGUGCAAACGUGUGUGUGUGUGUGCAAGUAUAAGUGUUUUUUUAAAUGACGUUUCAGUUUAGUAAAAAAAAAUUUGGAUGAAUAACACGUAAAAAAUACGAAAAAUACAAAAAAAAGUUACAACUUGUAUUGAUUGCACCAUGUUAUUUCCACACGUAAAAUACAAAAGAGAAUUAAACAGAAUGCUAAUGGGUGGCCCGUGGACGGCAACAAAGGCCGAGCUGCCCGCCACCAGUGACAGCACUUUAACUGUUGACGGUGACGUCAGGGGCAUGGAGUCCUUAUACCGAGUGUUUACAGCCCAUACUAGUCGUCGUGUGUCCGUAGGCAUGGGUUCCUUUAGUAAUUUUUUUCUAUGUAUUUUUUUCCUUGCAGAGAAAGUUUACUCUUCCAUAAUAACGGGGGGUGGAGGGGGGAGCUGAUUUAAAACUCAGUUCAAAUCAUUGGCUCGUGGCUGUAGAACGCAUACUAAGGUAACACGUAUUCCAGUAUUUUUAUUUCUUUUUUUUUACUUCCAAAAAGACAAAAAAAUGACUAAAACUGCGUUCCUGGUUCUCAGGAAACCUCGCUGAAACACUGAGUUGGAAAAAUAAAAAAAAACCUUUCGGGAUGUUACAAAGAAAGGAAAAUAAAAACAAGUUUUUAAGAAGUGUAAGAAUUAAGAUUAUAUAUAAAAGUACAAAAAAUCUUUAAAAAUAAAAUUAAACAAGCACUGAGGUUGCAGAGUAUUCCACAAACCCUGGUCCCUGGUUCCUGCCAAAUGCCAGACGAAUAUCGGCUGGUGAUCCUGUUUGAGGGGGCACACCCUCUCAAGCCCACCUGGGUCCCAUGGGGCACGGGCCUCGCACUAUGCAUCUCCUUAGAGGCAUUUAGAUUAAGAAGAAUCUGUUUUGUUGUUGGGCUAUCUAAAAUGCUCAUGCUUGGUUACACACGUUUGAGGAGUAUUUACAGUUUUUUCAUUGUUGUUUGGGGAGGGGGGGUGGUUGGAUUAGUGUUGUAUUAUUUUAUCGUUUUGCUGAAGAAAAAAACGUUUCUCUUCGAUGCAGCAUUUUCGUGCGGUAGGGUUACUGUGUUUUUUGCCGAGUUGUGCGGCUCUGAAACGUUGAGUUUUAAAACGCUGAGCAAAAAAAACGAGAUAAGAAAGCAUCAAACGUGUUUGCCUUGUGACAUGAAAACGUGAAUCAAUGCAGGGUCCUGAGAGACCCGACCUGCAAAGACCUCCGCUUACCUAUUUUGUGGGACGUGAGCGGGAGAGGCACUCUGAAUUACUGGUUUAAUGGAAAAAUGUUAUCUUUUUGCUGCUUAAUAUUAAAAUCACAAAAAUA